AUGCUGCGUACUGUCAAGCCGAAAAACGCGCGCUCGAAGCGCGCGCUCGCCCAGCGUGAAUCGAAGGACUACGAGAAUGCGAAAACGGCUGUCUUUGUCAAGGGCCACCGCACGUCGGAAAAGGUGAACCUCGCGCUCGCCGAGCUGAGCUCGCUCAAGAAACCUGAUGCGAUUCCGUUCAACAAGCACAACGACGUGCUUCCGUUCGAGGACGCAUCGAGCAUCGAGUUCUGGGGACAGAAGAACGAUGCAAGCCUGUUUGUCGUCGGCAGCAGCCAAAAGAAGCGCCCGGAUAACCUGUGCUGGAUCCGCCUGUUUGAAGGCGAGGUGCUCGACAUUCUCGAGAUGGGUAUUCUGGAUUCCAAGAGCAUGAAGGAGUUCAAGACGUCGAAGCCGAGCGUCGGAAUGCGCCCGCUCUUCCACUUCUCUGGUCCGGAGUUUGCGGCGGAUGCCGAGGGCGACCGCCUGACGGCGGCAGGCGCGGGCCUUGCGCCGUCGGGUGCGUUCCUUCACCUCAAGUCGCUCCUCCUCGACUUUUACCGCGGCGAGGAGCUGAACCCGAACAACAUUGCGCUCAGCGGUCUGGAAUACGUGAUCUCGGUGAGCGUCGCUCCAUCUUCGACCAAGCCAUCGGAGGAAAAGAACGAGAACGACCUCGCCAGUCUCUACCGUGCCGCUGGAAUUUCGGAAAAAAUCACGGGUGGCAGUGCCGUGCAUCGCUGCCCUCCGUGCGUGAUCAACUUCCGUGUGUACACGGCCAAGAUGAUUGCUUCGGGCACCAAGACGCCGCGCAUGGAGCUGGAGCUGAGCGGACCGUCGUUCGAUUUUGAGCUCCGCCGCAGGCUGCCGGCUAACGACCGCAUGACCCAGGCGCUGCGCAGGCCCAAGACCGUCGCGCAGAAGAACACCCAGGGCAAGGGCAAGCGCAAGAACAUCGACACGGACGAGAUGGGUGACAUGGUUGGCCGUGUGCACCUUGGCAAGCAGGAUCUGUCCCAGCUCAACGUCAAGAAGGUCAAGGGUCUUCGUGGUCCCCAGUUUGACGCGGAGGACGACAACCCUGCGUUCGACGACGAGGUGGAGUUUGACGACGACGACGAGGAGGACCUCGAGGAGUUCGACGAGGAUGACGAAGAGUAG
This is a messenger RNA of Malassezia japonica, 1140 nucleotides long. RefSeq names its product rRNA-binding ribosome biosynthesis protein rpf2 (gene RPF2). Gene Ontology annotation, biological process: maturation of LSU-rRNA from tricistronic rRNA transcript (SSU-rRNA, 5.8S rRNA, LSU-rRNA); ribosomal large subunit assembly. NCBI's taxonomy places the organism in Eukaryota, Fungi, Basidiomycota, Malasseziomycetes, Malasseziales, Malasseziaceae. The record is from RefSeq and is a predicted model, not a curated record. The coding region runs from base 1 to 1140 and encodes 379 amino acids. The transcript has a single exon. Gene Ontology annotation, molecular function: rRNA binding. Gene Ontology annotation, cellular component: nucleolus.